UUCAUCCAUCGUCAUAUGACGUAUGACGCAUUAAAAGAAUUGAUUCAAUUGAUUCGCGUAUUAUUAUUGCGCUAGGCGUAUCCGGCGCUUAGUAUUUAAGUGUAAAUCGUCAUCAAACGUUGUGUAACCUUCAUAAAAUCAGUUUUUGGAGUGAUCGCCGCGAAAAACUAGCAAGAAAAAAUGGCUGCCCCCCCGAUUUACAACCCUGUCAUACCAUGCGUGCACCCCAUCCCCGCCGGCAUGUACCCUGGCCGCAUGAUCAGGGUGCAGGGCAGCAUACCUCCAGGUGCUCAGAGAUUCGCCAUCAACUUCCAGUGCGGUCCCAACACGGACCCUCGAGACGACAUCGCUUUGCACUUGAACUUUAGAUUCGUGGAGAUGGUGGUGGUACGAAACCACCUCACCGCCAUGAACUGGGGAGUGGAGGACACGAAUGGAGGAAUGCCCCUACAUAGGGGGGAGUCUUUUGAGGCUCUGAUUCUGUGUGAACCUAUGUCUAUGAAGGUAGCUCUGAACGGCAUGCAUUUCUGCGAGUUCCCUCACCGCAUUCCGUUCCAACGCAUCUCGCACUUAACUGUGGAUGGUGACGUGAUGAUACAACUCAUCGGCUUCGAGGGUGCUCAGCCGCCGCAGCAGAUGUACAUGUCGGAGCCCCCCGCGUACGGCGCGUACGGCGCCCCCCCCGCGUACGGGGCGCCCGGCUACGGCGGCGCACCACAAGCCCCGCCGGCCUACGGGUCCCCAACGGCAGUGCCAUACGGCCCUCAAGGCCCAAUGAUGGCAGGCCAACAAGUGAUGCAGGCCCAGCCCAUGUUACAAGGCCAACAGCGACGGGGGAUGGGGACCGGUGCUGCAGUCGGUAUGGGAGCCGCGGCCCUCGCUGCUGGGGGCUUAGCUGGUUACGCCAUGGGAGGAGGAUUCCAAGGUGGAUCUAGUAACGUGGAGGAAGUAUCCACCUUCUCCGAGUCAGUGGACUUCGGGGGCGACGAUUGGAUGGACUGAAGGCACUUGAAGUGCGCACUGGCACUAGUCGGUACCAUCCUAGUGUUAGUUACCGACCUGGUACUUAUUAUAAUGCUGCACGUGUUCGGGAGAUUGAGUGAGGGUAGUAAGAUGUAAGUUGAGAUAUUAUUAGAUUUUUUUUAGCCGACUCCUAAGAAAGGUAUUAUUUUUGGCAGAUUUUCUUUUUGUCAGAAAAAUCGCACUAAAGCUGUUGAUUUGCAUCCGUGCAAUAUUCAAGGACGUAUUUACGCUAAUGAUUUUCAACCGUAAUCCACAAAAAAAAUGUGUUUUUUUUUUCGGAAAUCCGUCUAUAUCUCCUGGCCGUAUUUAAACUCGGCGCGUGUGUUACUGGCCUUAAAACCGUGCUGCGCCCUCACACAAACGCAAACACAAAGCAUACGCAACAAUCAUCAUAAAAUUGAGUUGCUUACUUCUGAAAUACUUACUACGACAUUACAAUGACAAAAAAAGCAGCGCAUAUUAUCUAUUUCCCGUCUACUGUACUGUGUUUAUGUCAACCUCCUGAAAUAUUGCACAGAUGGAAAUCAAUACUUUGUAUUAUAAAGGUGACAGUUUGAGCGCGUGUAUAUUUGUAAUGUCUAAAGUACUACUUUUGCCUAACUAUGUAAUUGAUAAAAUAAAUAAAUGUAUGUAUGUGUAAAAAAUCAGUAUUGAUAAAUCAGUAUUUCGAUUGAGACCAAAAUUAUAACGAAAAUUGUGUAGGUACAUAUUUUUGGAUAAAAUUAACAAUUUUUGACAAAUUAUAAAUAAAAUUUACUGAAAAUCUGAAUUGCGUGAUGUAAAUGGAGAGAAAAUUCCCAGAUAGCGCUAAUAGCACUAGGGGAUUUUUCGCCCGGUUUUGCGGAAAUCCGCUCGUUUGAAAGCGAUGUUAGCGUUUUCCAACGAAUUCCCUGUCAAUUCACUUUGUGCAAUUCUUCAAAAUUAAUGUACAUAUUUAUAUAAAUAGUUGUUAUUAUAUUGUAAAAAUAUAUUGUCCCAAACUCAGUCGCCCAAAGACAUAUGUCAUAGACAAGUACUAUCAAUGACAAUGAUAUAACUUCGAAAAUACAUUAAAAAUCUAAGUUCGGUAACUCGCAACCUUGUAUAAUACUACUACAAAUAAAAAUUAUUGUUAAAAUUUAUCAAGCACUCGAUAUUAGGAAAGAUCUUUUAUUAAUAAAUAAAAAAUGAAUGUUGCCUUAAGUAGAUCAGUAAAAAACAACCACUUGUUAUUAUAAAUAAGUUUAUAUUAAGAUCAUCAGGCUAUUUAUAAUUUUAGACAGCUUUCUGCCUACAGUUUAGCCUAGCCUUUGCCCAACUAUGUUGGGGUCGGCUUCCAGUCUAACCGGAUGCAGCUGAGUACCAGUGUGUCACAAGGAGCGACUGCCUAUCUGACCUCCUCAACCCAGUUAUUAGCAACCCGAUACUCCUUGGUAAGACUGGUUGUCAGAUUUACUGGCUUCUGACUACCCGUAACGACUGCCAAAAAUGUUCAAAUGACAGUCGAUCCUUUAUAAGGUACAUUUCUGUCUACGCAAAAUGUAAAAUUUUCUAAAAUUGUAAAAAAGAUUGUCUGUAUAAAUAUUAUAUAAAAAUGUUAAAGAUAUUGAAAAAUAUAUAAAUUAUGUUAAAUCGAUAUUAAUAUUUUGUAUGAAAAUAAUACAUUAUACGAAGGUAUUGGAAAAUUUAUACAAAGUGGAUACGAUAUAUUAUAAAUAUCAUAAUCACCUAAGUAGCUAUAUUGUAUAUAGCCGUUUUCCCGCGGUUUCACCCGCGUCCCGUGGGAACUACUGCGCUUACCGGGAUAAAAUAUAGCCUAUGUUACUCGGGAAGAGUGUAGCGAACCAACAGUGAAAGAAUUUUUCUAAUCGGUUUUAGCUUUUGAGUUUAUCCAUUACAAUGAGAAAUAAAAAUAUUUCCUUUAUGAUAUUAUUAUAGAUGAUCAAAUAUACAUAUUGUAUCCAUUUUGUAUAAUCCAGAUAUUAUUUUUUUGUUAUCUAUUUAAAAGGGUAUUUUAUUUGAACAAAUUAUGGUCCCGAAUAUAAUCUUGAAUGUUUCUAUUGUUAA
This is a messenger RNA of Helicoverpa zea (corn earworm), 3069 nucleotides long. RefSeq names its product galectin-4-like. Gene Ontology annotation, molecular function: galactoside binding; carbohydrate binding. Lineage: Eukaryota; Metazoa; Arthropoda; Insecta; Lepidoptera; Noctuidae. The coding region runs from base 181 to 1002 and encodes 273 amino acids. The record is from RefSeq and is a predicted model, not a curated record. The transcript is spliced from 8 exons.